AUGUUAACCUCCGGACUCACCAACGCCUCGAUCUCCAAAUCCCUCCUCAUCUACACCAUCGCCUCCUCGGUGGCUCUCGCCAUCUUCGACCUUAAACAUCUCACUAGUAUCCAGGUCGUGCCGCACAUCUGGCAAUAUGGACAGUUCUGGCGCAUCCUGGUGUGGCAGGUAGCCGGAUUCGCAAACUCGACGGAGGCGCUAUUCGCCGCAAUGUUGGUGUAUCAUCUACGAGUCGUCGAACGCGCCUGGGGGAAGAGGAAGUUUGCCACCUUCCUCCUCACCACACUCCCCUACACAACCCUCCUCCCUCCACUCCUUCUCAUCCUCGUCCUCCGACCCAUCACCCUCGGGAAAAUGAACUACCUCCCCUCCGGACCCGUAGCGACCAUCUUCGCCUUAUUAGCGCAAUACCACGCCUCAAUCCCAUCUACCUUCCGCUACCGGAUCUCCACCAACAAGUCCCUCACUCUUACAUUGUCUGAUAAAUCUACAACAUAUAUUGUCGCUGCGCAACUGGCUUUGUCGCAGUUUCCGGCGAUGGUCAUCCCCGCUGCGGUGGGAUGGCUGGUUGGUGUGGCCUGGCGGAUGGAGUUCCUGCCUGGGACCGGCACAUGGAGGGUCCCGGCGUGGAUGGUGGGGGAGAAGGAGCGGAGAAUUGUCAAUGGCGCGGGUGGGGGAGAUGGUGGGAGAUAUGAGGAUCUAAGGAGGAGG
Molecule: messenger RNA, 711 nt
Organism: Aspergillus niger
Lineage: Eukaryota; Fungi; Ascomycota; Eurotiomycetes; Eurotiales; Aspergillaceae
Exons: 3
Source: RefSeq, a predicted model, not a curated record